AUGUGGCUCUUUCGAGUCUUUUCGUCGGCCUUGUUCCUCGCCGUCACGGUCUCGUCCAUCCCACUAGCUUUCGAUGUGGGCGGCAAGACAUGCGGCCUGGCCUUUUCGCUGUCUCUGGCGACAUUCUACUUUCUCAUCUCCUUACUGAAACUCAGUACCCCUGACCGCUCGUGGUUCCGUUCGUCGGUGAUCACAAUCCUCCGUGCCACCCAAUGGGUUGUGAUAUGUGUGCUUCUCAUUUGGUCGCUGAAUCGAUUCUCAGUUGAAACCGACAAUACAAGUGGAUGGAUGGAGCGCACUUUCAGUGGGAAGAGGGCACAGGACAGCUCUAUCCAAGAAUGGCUCUUUGGUCGCGACGGCUUGGUGGAAACCGUGGCCUUGGGCAACUGGGAUAGAUUGUUGAGAUGGUCGACACCUGUUUUCCAACUGGCAGAAGGGUUCUGUAGUUUACUGGUGAUUCAAGCUGCUGGUCAAAUCACGCGCUGGCUCGUGAAUCGCGGUGGGCGUAGCGAUAGCUGGAUGAUUGGCCUUCUGGUACUGUCCGCGACCAUCAUCUCCAGCUCCGUCUACUUCCUCUGGCGGGUUCUGCAAUUCCCCGAAAUCUCCAACGUCGAUGCGGCCUUAAUCGGUGUGUCGAUCACCUGCGCCGUUAUUCUGUGUGCUUGGGGUAUCGGCAGUGGGCGCGGCAACCCUGUCGAGAGCUCUCUUCUUUUCGCCUACAUUGUGUUGUGCAUUUACCAGAUAUUCACCGACUAUAAGCCAUCGCACCCCUUGGAACAGAUUCCCUCGCCUUCGCAAGCCGGAGACUUCCCGCCGCUCCCUCCCAUUAUCAUGGCCUCGUACACAACCCUCAUGCAUGCGCUGUCUCUCCUACCGUCGAUAAUCCACGCCGCUUUCAACGUGAUAACCGCAGUAUUCAGCGCUGUCACACCAUCCGUACUUAUCUCGCUCGCCUACCGCCUUCUGGUGCUGUAUGCUUCCACCCGCAUCAUCCCAGCUGUCCGCGAGGCUGGGUCUCGCGCUCUCUACCAGGAAGCCUCCAUCGACGAUUCCGACGCAGCAGGCCAAGUGCUUGGCUUCCUGAGCUAUUUCGCCCCGACUAUUCUCAUCUCCGUCUACACUAGUCUCCUCAUGCAGCAUUUCGCAUCUACAUCGCAAGCAAUGGGCGGUAGCGGCGAAUGGUGGAGCAGCCAGGGCGGGGGUGGAGGAAACCCAUGGCGAUGGAUCAACCUGGCCUGCACUAUAAGUCUGUACGCAGUCGAACUCUGGCUCGGCGAGCACAACGACAUCGACAAUGGACUUGCAGGUCACUGGAAAACCGACUGA
Messenger RNA from Penicillium antarcticum, 1326 nucleotides. Its product is annotated as ICE2 family protein. NCBI's taxonomy places the organism in Eukaryota, Fungi, Ascomycota, Eurotiomycetes, Eurotiales, Aspergillaceae. The coding region runs from base 1 to 1326 and encodes 441 amino acids. The transcript has 2 exons. Gene Ontology annotation, biological process: septin ring assembly; endoplasmic reticulum inheritance. The record is from RefSeq and is a predicted model, not a curated record. Gene Ontology annotation, cellular component: perinuclear endoplasmic reticulum; cortical endoplasmic reticulum; endoplasmic reticulum membrane.